AUGGCAGAGCCCUACGAGAUCCGUGCUGCCAUGAUCGCUGAAUCCGAGAAAAGGUCGUAUGUGCUCAAGAUAGACGGAUACUCAAUGGCCAACGCGCUGCUCAAGAACGGGGAGUGCACGACUUCCGCCCCGUUCAGCGUUGGAGGCCACAACUGGGUCGUGAGAUAUUACCCCAACGGCUAUCCUAAGCACUGUGACAAUUAUAUCUCUCUCUAUGUACAGCUUGAAGCUGCCGAUGCCGAUGCCGAGGACGUGAAGGCCAAGGCCAAAUUGAAGCUCAGCCUACUCGACAAGAAUGCAAAUCCGGUGCCUUGGUACUGCCGUACCAUCCCUCUACACACCUUCUCAAGGAGGGCUCCAGACCGUGGCUGCCAUGACUUCAUCUACAAGGCUGGCCUUGAGGUAUCGCCGCACCUUAGAGACGAUUGUCUCACCAUCAGGUGCGAUGUCACCGUCGUGAAGGACAUCGACCAAGAAGCAAGGAUUCCUCCAACCGACCUGCACCGGCAUCUCGGCGAUCUCCUACAGAGCAAGGAUGGAGCGGACCUGACCUUUCAUGUCGGCGGACGGACAUUCCCGGCUCACAGGUGUGUCCUCGCUGCUCGGUCAUGCGUGUUCAAGGCGGAGCUCCUCGGUGCCAUGGCGGAGAGUUCCUCUAGUACUAUUGAAAUUCGUGACAUGGAACCUGAUGUGUUUGAGUACUUGCUCCAUUUCAUAUACACCGACUCGGUUCCUCUACUUGAUGUGGUGAUGGCCGGGCAUCUACUCGAAGCGGCUGACAGGUACGACAUCGGUAGGCUGAAGGUGAUAUGCGAGGAGAAAUUGUGCAGUCACAUUGAUUCCAACAUGGUGGCGACCAGCUUGGCUUUGGCCAAGCAGCAUGGUUUCCGUCGUCUCAAACAAGCGUGUUUGCAGUUCCUUGCUUCUCCCUCCAAUUUGAAUGCUACGAUAGCAAGUGAUGGCUUUGAGCAUCUGCUAUCCAGCUGCGGCUGGUCUGUUUUUGAGGAGCUGAGAGAUAGAACCAUCCGGCUGAAUCCUAAAAGGGAUAUUAUCACGACAUUCCGGAAGUAA
This is a messenger RNA of Aegilops tauschii subsp. strangulata, 1071 nucleotides long. Its product is annotated as BTB/POZ and MATH domain-containing protein 1-like. Gene Ontology annotation, molecular function: protein binding. The record is from RefSeq and is a predicted model, not a curated record. Gene Ontology annotation, biological process: protein ubiquitination. Lineage: Eukaryota; Viridiplantae; Streptophyta; Magnoliopsida; Poales; Poaceae.